Messenger RNA from Pan troglodytes (chimpanzee), 904 nucleotides. RefSeq lists its product as uncharacterized. The transcript has a single exon. The record is from RefSeq and is a predicted model, not a curated record. NCBI's taxonomy places the organism in Eukaryota, Metazoa, Chordata, Mammalia, Primates, Hominidae. The coding region runs from base 98 to 850 and encodes 250 amino acids.
UUCGUACCAGUGUAUGUGGGCUUUUCCUAAUUCGAAUGGCUGUACAGUUCCCCAUCGUAUGAGGAUUCCAUAGUCCAUGUAACCAUUCCUUUUUUGAAUGUGGAAUUUAGGUUAUUUAUUUAUUUAUUUAUUUUUGGUAGAGAUGAGGUCUUGCCGUGUUGCCCGGACUGGUCUUGAUCUCCGUGCUCUCAAGCAAUCCUCCCCCACCUUGGUUUCCUUAAGUGCUGGGAUUACAGGUGUGACCUGUAAAUUUUUUUUUUUUUUUCUUUUAGACGGAGUCUCACUCCGUUGCCCAGGCUGGAGUGUAGUGGCGUGCGUGAUCUCUGCUCACUGCAACCUCCACCUCCCUGGUUCAAGCAAUUCUCGUGCCUCAGCCUCCCGGCUAGCCAGGAUUACAAGCACACGCCACCACGCCCAGCUAAUUUUUGUAUUUUUAGUAGAGACGGAGUUCUGCCAUGUUGCCCAGGCUGGUCUUGAAUUCCUCACCUCAGGUGAUCGCCCUGCCUUGGCCUCCCAAAGUGCUGGGAUUACAGGUGUGAGCCACUGCGCCCAGCUGAAACUUGACUGCAGGGAACAUUCUUGUACCUGUGUUUUGUUCACAAGUGAUUAUUCAAAAGAAUCAACUCCUAGACAUGGAAUUGCUGGGUCGAAGGCUAUUGAAUGUAAAAUUUCCAGAUACUGCCAAGUUGUCCUUGGAGGCUGUGCUGAGUUCUUCCUUCCCCACUGCAUAGCCUGUACACCAUCACUCAGAGCAUUUCCCAGGGCUGCAGAGGCUGUGGCCUGCCUGUUUCCCUGUGCCUCUUGUUUGGCCUGCACAUUUAAAUUUUUAAAAAUAUUUGCCAACAUUUGAAAACUGAGAGCUUGACUAUUUAAAAACUCAAAAAAAAAAAAAAAUUACCCCAAA